CCGAUUUAUACUCCUUGCACACGAAAAAGCACGUUUGAUUAUUUUGAUUGUUUCCUCACUUUUUCUGUACACUCAAGGCGCGCAGGAUUACCGACGAACUCCGCUAAUAACUGAAAAAUGGCCCGUACAAAGCAGACUGCCCGAAAGUCCACUGGAGGUAAGGCUCCCCGUAAGCAGCUGGCUACAAAAGCAGCCAGGAAAAGUGCUCCCUCAACUGGAGGUGUGAAGAAGCCUCAUCGUUACAGGCCCGGAACUGUUGCUCUUCGUGAGAUCAGGCGUUACCAGAAAAGUACAGAGUUGCUCAUCCGUAAACUACCAUUCCAGCGUUUGGUUCGUGAAAUUGCCCAGGAUUUCAAGACCGAAUUGAGGUUUCAGAGUGCUGCCAUUGGCGCCCUUCAGGAAGCCAGCGAAGCCUACUUGGUUGGUCUCUUUGAGGAUACCAACCUGUGCGCCAUCCACGCCAAGAGAGUUACUAUCAUGCCCAAGGAUAUUCAGCUGGCCAGGAGAAUCCGUGGUGAACGUGCAUAAACUGGAACCUUGUCUUUUAGUGUGAACCUGUAUAUAUACAUAAAUGAAGCAAAAAAACAAAAGUAAAGUAGAUGGCACUAAGACGGGCAGUGGGGCUGGGUCCUGCCUCCCCUUUUUAAUAUCGGAAUAGCAACAUCCAGAAGGCAGAUCUCACGAGACGAUUCCAGAAGUUUCGUAAUCAGGGCUUCAUUAACGAGCAAAUCACAUUACACUUGUACGCUGCAUUCUGAAGUUUGUUGCAGACCUCCACAUUGUUCACAAUCGGAUUGGUAAAGACGACCAAAUGCUCUUAACGAGUUCACCCAGGUUGCAGAACAAAAUAAGCAAAUGUUGGUCCGAUGUGUGCUUCGUAUCCUAAUCCUUUCAUUGGGAAUUUAGGAUUGUCCUCAAAGGCUUGAUGAUCAAAAGUCUUAGCACAGUUCCAGAUUGGUUAUUUUGUUCUGCGCUGCGGAGAUGUUUGUAUGUAGAGCUACCACCGAGCAUUCUCUUGUUCGCAUUCUUGUGGACAUUGUGUGAUGAAUCACAAAUCUUGUCUGUACAACAUUCAUUCAAUCAUCAGGGAUUGGUGAAUUUUUUAGCCAUGUGAUAUUUUGUAUGUUUCUUUUUAUUAUUGUUGUAACUUAUAUUUAAAGAAUUUCGGUGAAGUGUUUCAGUGGUGUUUAUCAAUUACAUGUAGUUGAAAUUGUGUAAUUUGUUAGACUGUUGUACAUGCAAACCAGUUUUUAUCCCCCUUUCAACUCUGACCUCUAAAAAGCCCAGCAUUUUUAUAUAUAACAGUGAUUAAUCAUUAUGUCACCCAGAGAUAAUCAACUUGAAAUUUUUUAAUGAAAACAAAGAUACAAAUUUAAAUCAAUCAAAUAUGCUCAAUGCAUUGAUUACUGUAAUGAACCGAUUUUUCGGGAUUUUAUGUUCAUUUUAGAAGAAAAAAAAGAUGUUUUGGCAUUUUCAAAAUGGGGGGACAUCCUACUUAAAACACAACAUUUUGGAAAAUGCAAUGUAAGAUAAAGAAAAAAAAUGUCCUUAAUAUCAAUAUGUUCAAUUGUGUUUCAUGUAAUUAUUAAAAUGGGCGACAUCACAUGA
Messenger RNA from Lytechinus variegatus (green sea urchin), 1608 nucleotides. RefSeq names its product histone H3.3A. Gene Ontology annotation, molecular function: DNA binding; protein heterodimerization activity; structural constituent of chromatin. Lineage: Eukaryota; Metazoa; Echinodermata; Echinoidea; Temnopleuroida; Toxopneustidae. Gene Ontology annotation, cellular component: nucleosome. The record is from RefSeq and is a predicted model, not a curated record. The transcript is spliced from 3 exons. Bases 118 to 528 code for a protein of 136 amino acids.